AUGUCAGACUUCAAAACCGUCUUUUCCAAAGAUGCUGCUCCUCCAGCAGGCCCAUACAGCCACGCCAUAGCAACCCCAUCCACAAUCUACUGCAGCGGCCAAAUUCCCUGCACUUCCUCCGGCGAAAUCCUAACGCAACCCACGUCGAGCAUCGCGCAGAUGACCGAGCUCUGCAUCCAGAACCUAUCCGCGGUGCUGACGGCAGCCGGCUCGUCGCUGCAGAAAGUCGUCAAGGUGAAUGUGUUCCUGACAAGCAUGGAUAACUUCGUGGAGAUGAAUGGGGUGUAUGAGAAGGCGUUUGCGCAUAAGCCGGCUAGGAGUUGUGUGGCUGUCUAUCAGUUGCCAAAGGGGGUGCCGGUUGAGAUUGAGUGCAUUGCUGUCGUGUAG
Molecule: messenger RNA, 387 nt
Organism: Lachnellula hyalina
Lineage: Eukaryota; Fungi; Ascomycota; Leotiomycetes; Helotiales; Lachnaceae
Product: 2-iminobutanoate/2-iminopropanoate deaminase
Exons: 3
Coding region: 1-387 (128 amino acids)
Cellular component (GO): mitochondrion; cytosol
Molecular function (GO): deaminase activity
Source: RefSeq, a predicted model, not a curated record